Penicillium oxalicum is the source of this 606-nucleotide messenger RNA. RefSeq names its product COX20 family protein. Gene Ontology annotation, cellular component: mitochondrial inner membrane; mitochondrion. Bases 1 to 606 code for a protein of 201 amino acids. The transcript is spliced from 2 exons. Lineage: Eukaryota; Fungi; Ascomycota; Eurotiomycetes; Eurotiales; Aspergillaceae. The record is from RefSeq and is a predicted model, not a curated record. Gene Ontology annotation, biological process: mitochondrial respiratory chain complex IV assembly.
AUGGCCGAGAAUCCUCAAGAGUCAGGCUCUCCGGAGGAACCCGGUAGCCAUCUUCCUGCCAGCACUCCUAACACCGAUCCCAAAAAGCCAAAGCACCAGUUUCCACAAUCACAAGUGGGAAAGCUUUGGGACGCCUUCGGCAAUCCCGAGGAACCUGUGAACGCCCUCGCUAAUGCGACAUAUAAGCCUCGAGGCAAUGAAUCAAAGGAUGUCUCAUACUCUGAAGUCGUCGGCAAUGUGUCUUUGUCUGAGAUCUCAUCCUUUUAUAAGGCUCCAUGCGCUCGUGAAUCCCUCUUAACUGGAAUUGGUGCUGGAUUUGGAAUCGGUGGUGUACGAGCAGUCUUCGGAGGCCUUCGCUCAUUAUGGUCCGCCGGAAAUUGGGCCGUCGGAAUCUUCGCCGUUACAUCCCUGGGCGCGUAUGAACUUUGUCGGCGCAGACGGAUACAAGAGUUGCACGGCAUGAAGGAAGCCGUGGAGCUAAUGAAGGAGCUGAAGGAAAAGAAACAGCGGGACAAGGACAAAGCCUUGGAGGAAGCAGCAAAGCGAGCGGAGGAAGAGAAGAGGAAGAAGAGUUGGACGAAUAUUUCCAACUACAAAUUUUGGUAA